AUGGACGCAACAACCAUGAGAAUGUUCAUAGAAAGACGUCGCCUGGCGGCUCUUCGACGAAAUUAUUUACGUUUCUCAGGAGAUACACCAGCCUUCCGUCGUCUAUGCGACCGCAUAGAAGAUGUGGAAGAGCAUGUGUGCAAUGCGUGUGCGGACAGCACCUGCGCAACGGAACAUCUUCAUCAGCAGAUGGAGGACACCGCGAUCCAGCGGCUGAACCGAGCUAUUGACAGCUUGGAGGACACUGUCUUCUUUACAGUGAACACUAGCUUGCAAAGCACUCCAGGACAGAGCAGUUUGUUCGAUUUCGGGUUGCAGACUUGUCUGCCGGAUUGCCUGCGAACAGGGCGCUGGCCACAUUCCGUUUGUGUGGCAGUUCCAGGGACAUUCGAUGUUGACAAGCUAUCUGGUAUAGCGAUUCUGGACGUUCUCGCACUCGUGCAUCCACAUCCACGGGACUCUGAUCUGCAAUUUCGACACAUGGAUCAUUCCUACACGUGGAAAGGCCAGAAGGUAUCUCUGUCUGUGACUGGGCUCAUUCACAGCCUGACUGCACGCUUCCAUGCACCAGAGGCUCUGCGUGCAAUGCGGAACGGCAGAAACUGGCCUCGUCCCGAUCAUGUCGUCCCGGACAUGAUUCAACGACUGCGACAAGUUCUACGAACGGAUGUGUUUAUUGAGUCGGAAUUUGAUGGGCUCUUGGACGCUCCUCAGGUGGAUGUCGAGGCCGUCUGCCGGCGACUUCGCGACCUGAUCUGGACUCAUCCGGGCUACAAGUACUUGGCAACAGAGCUAACUCUGACUGAUACUGAGAUACUGCAGAAAUGGGAAUGCAAUCGGCGAAUUGCCGCUGCUGCAGGCACCUGGAUGCACGCGAAGUGCGAGUGUCUGCUGAAUGGUGGACAAGUGCCAUCAGAUUCACCGGAGGUCUGCAUGUUCCUCAAGUUUCUGCGAGACUUCCACGCAGAGGGGUGGAUUUUUACAAGGACAGAAUGGACUGUCUACGCAGACAAGGAAGAUCUCGCUGGAUCCAUCGAUGCGGUCGCGCAGCGGGGCACAGACAUUUGUCUGCUGGAUUGGAAGAGGACCAAGCAGUUGGCGUCGAAGGAUGAUAGUUUCGGUCGCUUUCUACAAUAUCCUCUUCAAGACAUCCCUGAUGCAGUGCUUUGGCAUUACAGAAUUCAGCUCAACAUUUACGCAUGGAUCCUUCGAACCUACUACAAUGUUGUUGUGACGGACUUACGAAUCGUGUGUCUCCACCCCGACAAUGGCUUCUCGGCUUUGGUCGUUCCCGUUCCUCUUCUGUCGGACUGUAUGACUGAGUUCAUGAUAUGGCGACGAAACGAUCUGCAGUCGCGCAUAUGUCUGACAGGAAGUCAGAGGAGUUCAGACAUGACCGUGACGUCUGAUCUACGUGCCGGAAGCCAAGAAGAUGGAGAUUCUUUCUCACAAAUGCUUGAACGGCAGCUGGAGGAGACACUCGAGAUGGAAGGACCGAUGCCGAAGCAGGAGGAAACACUCGAGGCAGAAGAACCGAUGCCGAAGCGACUGAAAGCCGCCGGAUCCAAAGACUUCAUAGAUAUGAGUGUGACCCUGAUCGCAGGCGAAGCGGACACAUCAGAAGUUACCCUGAGCCAGUUCAUGAGCACUGACUUCAACCCAGCAUUAAUCCCACAGGAGCUCUCAGCUGGGGUUGAAGGGGGUAAUAUCCUGGAACAGUUACAAGAAAUCCGCGAUGUGAUCAAUGAAUUUGCAAAUGUCGAAACAUGGUCUGAGCCAUUCCGUCACAUCAUGGAAGGGGCGCUGGCCGUACAUCGUCUGCGGCUAUUGGAUCUGAGCAGACGCGAAGAGGUUUUGUUUCUGGAGCUAAUCGAAGGAAGAGGACUUCAUGUGAGAGCACACGACAGUCAGUGCUUCUUCUACUCGGAGUAUGGGCACUGGUCAGCUUAUAAUGGUGUUGUUCCUCAAGGAACACUGGCACGCUGCAAAACUUUUCUCAUGCAGUUGGAAGGGCUGUACUCCAUGUUCGACAACAAUGUUCUUCGAGAGAACGAAGGCAUCCUGGUUGCGGCACAGGAAUUAUUGCGACAAUACGGAGGGCGAUCGGAACAGCUCCUUGCAGCCUGCGAGAAAGCUGCCAUCUGUCGUGUCCCUCCAACAAAAACCAAGCAGCAGGGCCACGGCGAAGAUGAUACUCCCGCGCAAGCUGCAGUUGGCAUGCAUUGGACUGCCGUCAUGGCGAACACCAUUGGUAAACUGUACGUGAAAUUGCAGACAUCUCUGCUGAACGACAGUGUCAUCAAGUAUUACAUCGAGUGGUGUUCGAUAGAUGUAUGUCAACAGGGUGGCUUCUGCACCAUGGAUGGCUGCUUCGUUUUCGACCCACGUGGCGGCUUGAAGGCUGUUCCAAAGUCUCCUCAAAGGAAUGUGUACGUGCACCUGCCACAUCGCAUGCUGGACCCGGUAGCGGAUGAUGUGAAGAACCGACUCGACAUGUUCUGGAAAACCACUUACUGGGGGAACGCACCUGCGUUUGACGUCUGUAUGGCUUCUCUCACAUUGGCUUUUCGUGGUGAAAAUGUGGACCGCGCAUUCUGGGGCGUGGGAUCAGGCGGCGUGGGGCAGAGCUUACAGACUGCUCAUUUGGAAGCCAUUCUCGGCAACUAUCACUCGUGCCUGGAUAUGAAUAUCUAUUUCAUAGACGAGGAGAGUGUCCAAGGAUCGAGACGACCGAUGCGAGAAGACAUCUACAAGAAACACAUUUCGGCUGACAAAGUGCCUGAACGCUUGCCCUAUGCCAUUCGGACUGGCUUGGUGGAGCUUCGUGGUUGGAAGCGCUUUGAGCUGAACGCUUACCCCAAGUUCGCUGGAGUUACAGAGGAGAACAUCAACUCCAUCAUGCGCCGUACAGCGGUAUGUCGUUACAAGGCUACCUUCGUAGAUGAAGCCAGGAUCAAGGGUCGUGAAGUCCAGGCUGCCGCCAGUGGCAUUUUUCCGAGGGAUCCCACAUUGAAGGAUUUCCUCCGAGACAAACCUGCGUGCUUGGUGACUCUGCGGUGUAUCUGGAACUAUGCGCGUGGGCGCACUGCCGCUGAGUGUCGUGCAGUCCUUGAGAACUAUGUGGUUCAUGGAGGCGACCGUGGUCUAACAGCUGCAGCUGUACGAUCCAGUUGUGGUCUUUCUGUCACGGAAGGCCCUGCAGCAGAUGCGAUUGAUGAAGCUUUGAAACUUCCGCAUCCAGGCGAUGACGAUCCGAUAGCAGCAGCGGCCCGAGCGCAGAGGAAGGAGCAGAUGAAGUCUAUGCAGGUGAUCAUGGACUGGCUUAUAGAUGAAAGCAAAGACUGGUUUACAGUGGCUCAGCUCCGGAGUACGAAGACAAAGGUCGUUUUCUCCUUCAACCGAUCAGAUGCACAAGAGAAAGUAGACGAACUAGUUGCAGCAGGGCUACUGAUAUGUGAGACAACGAUUCUCCCAAAAGUAAGCAAGACCUUCAUCUAUGUUCCACGAAUAGCCACGCAGAAAGCCCUAUCAGAAGUGAUUCCUCUCGAUCACGAUCAGAACAUGGUCUUCACAGAAGAGUGCGACUGGAACCGGAUGCGAAGUCGACUGGGGCCAGAUACGUCUCGCAUGUUGAACAUGAAGACACUUACUCAAGGUUAUCGACAGAGACACGUACCCGAAGGCUCGAAACGAGGCCGAGGUGCGCCCAGCAAGCGGAUCACCGGGAGCGAAACCGACAGAAAGAUGAAGGAGGAGUUACAAGUCGCAAUGGACAGAGAUGCUGCCAUGUGUCGAGAAGUCCGAGAACUCGUAGAAGGAGGAGAAAAAUCUGCAGACCACAAAGUAGCGAUGCAGCGUCAUUAUUUCUACCCAGUGACGACCAGAUGUCGCCGCUUCCUCAAAACGAACGGUGCACAGAACUGCACUCGCCUGACGAGGUCCAUAUGCUUCCCCCAUGCACGCGACUUCGACAUCCACGCAUCUAUGUUCACGAUCGUUGUGCAGUUGGUCGAUAUGGUUGGUGCAAAAGAUGUGAAGAUUCCAUCAUGGCGAGCCAUUGCCGCCGACCGCAACAAGGUCUGCUCGCAGAAGCUGUGUUCCUCAGGUCAGCGAGGCAAGCAGAUAUUGAUGGAAGUGGCUAAUGGAGCGUCUCCGGAUAAGUACGAGUGUCAGUCAAGUGCAGGAAGGGAAUUCCUUCAAGACCUAGCCCGUGAGAGCAGAGUACUGAGAUGGCUGGCAUGUUCCCAGAUGCUGGACAUGUACAAGCAGUACCGCAGCCAGUCCAAAAAUCACUGGCCGGAAGCCACUGUUUUCUCGUACUGGUGGACUGCUGCGGAAGACUACAUCCUCCAGCACAUGCUCGACCUCGUACGACAACACCCGGUGCAGGGUCACGUGUCCUGUCACUUUGACGGCGUUCUUCUGGGAAAAGAUAUGGUGGAUGCGAUUGAGGCAGCGGAGCACCGAAGUUUCAUCGAAUCCGUGCAGCGGCGCGUGCUUCAGAACACCGGGCUGCGAAUCCGGCUCAAGGAGAAGACCGUCGAGUCCUUCGAGAAAAUGUUAACCCACAGAUUGCAGACAAGUGCGGUAGAUCCAGGAUUCGGGGAUCAUCAAUCUUUGUUUUGCAGUGCGCCGAACUCGAUUCCAGCCGCUUUCGUCUUCACAGGUUGCGAUCCGAAGAGCGUUGCUUCUGUUCUGCAGAAGGAAUCACCCGAGAACACCAAGGCCUCCACACAGCGGGUGCGACAGUACUCCGACUGGCAUGGCUUUAAUGACAUGUAUCUGAUGCCCGCGACCAGCACAGAUUCUCAACCAGAUGGUGAUGGCUUGCUGCAUAUGGAGCUUCUGGAUGAAUCGAUUUGUCUGGGCAUCAGAAUUGUCCCUGCAAACCAGAUUCUUCUUCUUCAUCGUGACAAAGUUUUCGAAAGCAGCUGGUCCAACUUGGCAUGCAUGAUUGAUGGCUUCGUUGGCUUCAGGGAAACGAUGUUCUUCAAGAUUAUGAAGGAGGAUCCGAAGUUGGAGCAAGCGGACAACGGAUUCCUGGAUCUACUGGCCGCAUCAUCAACAUCCAGGAAAAGGCCAGCAGCGGAUGUGCAAUCAGAGCCAGCCGGAGGUCCACAGAAUGAAGGGGAAGUCGAUGUCGGGAAUGCAAUGCGGAGGCUGUUGCAGAAAGAAGUGGAAGAGGCCGUUCUUCUACUAGAUGCCAAAGCCAACACCUCUUUCUUGGCCACUACCUGUCCCUGCUGUCCCUGGCGUCGCUUCGAAAAAAGAGCACAUCUCAGGCAUCAUCUCCGAACCCAGCACACCGACAAGAAGCGUUAUUGCCCGUCGGGAACGAAGCAGCUCAGAAUUGCCGUGUCGAUUUAUGAUCAUGACACUGGCGCGGGCCACACGCUUCAGCCGACUUUCCUGUCUCGCUCGGCAGCUAUCAUGCGAGCAGACGUGAAGCCACCAUGCCCAACCAGAAAGGUGCACAUUGACAAGUACGUCAGGUACGUCUUCUGCAAGACCGGCCCAUCACUCAUGGGACUCCACACCAUCAAGAAGCAGAACAGCCUGCGACGUGUGGGCAACUUCUACUACACCUACGACUUCGCCUGUGCGUUCAUCAAGGCCGCAGCCUCGGGUAACGUUUCUCUGAUGAAGAUAUACACGGAAUUUUUGGGCUUUUGCACACGUCACAAUGGUCAACUGGCAUCGAUGCUGCCUAGAGCGACGAACGGAUUCUGGAUGAAUGUGCUUGAGGACCUUCUCCAUGCUCCAUCUAUCACAGAGUAUCGUGAGAAUCUCCUAGCAGAAUGCAAAGAUCAUGAGGAAUUUCAGUACUUGAGCAUUGAUGCAACGUUCAAGAUCAACCUGAAGAUCAUUGGUCAAUCCAAAUUCCACUCGUCUCAGUCGUCGCGUGACAAUGCUCCCAUUCCGGAAGCCGAUGCCGCCUACCGUACACUUACGUGCCGCGCUCGCACUGGUGCAGCUGUGCUAAUUCGCGUAGUUCGUUCGGAAAAGGCUGCCGUCAUCGCCGAGACUUUGGCCACAACACUCUCACAAGAACAGCGAGCUCAAGUUCUGCACGUCGCGUCCGACAAUCCUUCGGCUGAGAUGUUCCGCGCACUCAAGGAUGUUUUGCCAGCGCUCCGGAGCAUUGCUCUGGAUGCUAUGCAUAUCGUUAUGGUCUACCAGCAAAACAUGAAUAACAAGAAAACACAAGGAACUCGUUGGUUGUCUGUGAUCAUGGAUAAGUUUCGCAAAAGUGAUCCGACACGCUCCGCAGCCUCCUGGGGACCAUUCUACACAGGAGAUAAUCUUCCUCGCGGCAGUGCAGACAUCCGGACUAUGCGAUCGAGAUUGGAGACACCUGAUAUGUCCCACGCUCAGGCAUAUGGGAACCUCGAACAGCUGGACCCAGAUACGCCUUGGCUGACCGAAAUCGAGUUCCUAGAGUCAAUGCUCGCUCAUAUGUCACUCUUCUGGGACGAGUUGCAGAAAACCACUUACAGUGGAACAUCCUUACAUCGACUCUUGAUCAAUGUCGCCUCCCCAGCGAAAGUACAAUGGCUCAUGAACGACACUCGCUACCGUCAUUCGGUAGAUCGACGGGGACUGAUUCUAUUACCGAGCGGGACGACCUCCAAUGAAAGCCUACAUCAUGAACUCAAUCAUUGGUUCCGCGAAACAGAGCUUCGUCUGCAAUGCGUGCUUAUGCAUAUUUGGCAUGUAAUGUAUGUAAUUGUAUCUUCCACUUGCAGGCUGCCAUGCACAAAGCCACGCUGA
Molecule: messenger RNA, 6771 nt
Organism: Symbiodinium sp. CCMP2456
Lineage: Eukaryota; Dinophyceae; Suessiales; Symbiodiniaceae
Source: the annotation of a GenBank genome assembly